GCAGGCGUCAGCAGCUUGCGAGAGAAAGAGCGGGAGGAGAGGAGACAGAAGAUAGUGACUGCAGUUGCACGUUCCCUCUCGACAUUGGAUCUAUGUUGUUGUAAGAGCAUAUGUAACUGGGUAGAAAGGAGUGGGGUAGAGGAGGUAUACACUAACACACCAAGGAAAGACCUAUGCUUGGAUUUUGCCUCUUUUUUCUUCGCCAAUGCAAAAGGAAAUAUGCAGCGAAGCUUCACCCUCCUGUACACCAGUUUUCUGGGGAUGUGCUUGGGUUCAAGUUUUCCAAGUAACAUCAAUAUAGGGGGACUAUUCCCAACCGAAUCUCACGAAUAUGAUGUGUUUCGGUUCGCGCUCUCGCACCACCAGGAUAUCCCCAAACUGGUGCCGCAGGUGGAUAUGGUCAAGAUGGGCAACAGCUUCUCCAUGACAUAUGCUUUCUGUUCCCAGUUCUCUAAAGGUGUCUAUGCCAUCAUUGGCCUCUACGACAGGAAGACGGUCAACAUGCUGAUGUCGUUCUGCGGGGCGCUGCACGUGUGUUUUGUCACGCCUUCCUUCCCCAUCGAGACGGCCAACCAGUUUGUGAUCCAGCUGAGACCCGAGCUACAGGACACUCUGGUGGGGGUCAUAGACCACUACGGAUGGACCAAGUUCGUCUACAUGUACAGCUCUGACUCUGGCUUGUCUGUGCUGCAGAAGGUCCUGGACACGGCUGCUGAGAGGAGCUGGCUGGUGACGUCUGUCAACGUUGAGACCAUGACAGAGGCCUCAUUCCUCAAGGUGUUUCAAGACCUGGACAAGAGGAAGGAGGGACAGAUCAUCAUCGACUGUGAGACCGAAAGACUCACCUCCAUCAUCAAAAAGAUCGUUGAACAGGGGAAGAAUGCUAAGAGUUACCACUACAUCCUGGCCAACCUGUACAAUAAGACAUACAAGAUGGUAUCCACUCUGCCCCAAGUGGGGGGAAACGUGCUUUGGUGA
Messenger RNA from Salmo salar (Atlantic salmon), 978 nucleotides. Lineage: Eukaryota; Metazoa; Chordata; Actinopteri; Salmoniformes; Salmonidae. The record is from RefSeq and is a predicted model, not a curated record.